GUUCAUCAUCAUCAUCAUCCUUCAGGGACCCCCAUGUCUGACUACCCUGACAGCUAUACCUGUACCUGGUUCCGACUCGGACUCCAACGAUACUCGUCCGGGAACCCCCCCGACCCUCAUCUGCCCCCCAAUGUCCGUCUAUACUCUCCGGGCAACUCCUUCAAUGAACACAAUUCGUUCAGCUUGCCACAAUCCCUCCUCCUUGGCUCGGGAAACCCUCAGCGCUUCCUCCCUGACCUCGAGUCUCGCAAAGCGGUUGUCCACCACAAAGCGUGGCAAUUCGAGGACGUGUUGGAGGCCGUAGGCCUUGUAACGGACGCCGACGCGCACCUCCGCGCAUACCUAAUGCAAAUCUAUUUGCUACAGAAGGAAUGGGAGCAAGCUGACUGCACCGGCUUUGUUGCCAAGAACAUCGUCAACGUCAACGAAGCUCAGUACCGGAUGCUGCAGAAGAAGAUCCAGGAGAUACUGGAACUCCCUGUAGACGAGGCUGAGUCGGAGUUCGAGCGUUGUGUCGCUUUCAUACAGGACGUGAGGAUCGAUUUCUGGCGUAGUUUGGGCAAAGUGGUCGCUAUCGCGCCGACCUCGCAAGCCGAUCUGACGCGACCCAUAGUUGACCGUGUGGCGAACAUCCUGCGCGAGGCAGAGCCUAAUUCUGUCGGUUCAACUCUGGACAUUGUCCCCAAGAGUUUUGUUGAGGUGCCUGACUUGAUGUUCUACAUGAACGACAAGACCGUCCAUCAGCAUGCAACCUAUACCCCGCAGGCGCCGGGACCCAUGAUUUUCUUCUGUAUAAUAGCGCAGUCCCAGGAAGAAUUUACGUACGAAACGAAGAAGAUGUCUUUGGCUGUCCCCCACCUCAGCCAACUGCAGGGGUUUAUUAUCGCGUUGAUAAUGCGGGCUGAGCCUCAAGCCCUGUCCAACUGUCUUUUCCAGGAUGGUACCUUGUGCGACCCGAUGGAAUGUCGUGUGCUCGCAUAUUGCCGCGAAGACUUCGACGCGUUUCUCCAAUGCGCCGCGCGCUCCCAGUCCAUCAAGGACUGGGAAAAGGAGGCGAACUUCAUGUGGCUGACAUCCAUAACCUGGGGACCAAAGAUGUUUCCGCAUGAAGGCUGGGCGCGAUUCACCACGACCAUCAAUACUAUCUUCGCCUCCUAUGGUGCCACAGCGGUGAGAGACGAGUCCACUGAGGAUUCGACAUGCACGUUGUCGUUCUGGUCUCCCGAAGACCGCUUGGCGAUUGUCGACCGCCUUCCCAACGACAUCGCGCUCCGACUGAAGUUGGCGGUUCUGCGCGCCGCUCAGCGUGUGUCCGAGCGCGUGGCAGCUCGCCGACGUCGCGGACGCCGCGACAUCUUAUGUAGGGGCAGCGCAAGAUGGUGAAGGAAGACUUGGCUUUGUGGCUCGAGUGUAGUAGCAUGUAUGAAGUCCAUUGUACGAUCAUGAAUCCCAUCAAUACAACGAUCGACGAUCUCGAAUG
This is a messenger RNA of Fomitopsis serialis, 1480 nucleotides long. RefSeq lists its product as uncharacterized. The transcript has 6 exons. The coding region runs from base 34 to 1383 and encodes 449 amino acids. The record is from RefSeq and is a predicted model, not a curated record. NCBI's taxonomy places the organism in Eukaryota, Fungi, Basidiomycota, Agaricomycetes, Polyporales, Fomitopsidaceae.